AUGGCCAAACAUUCUAAUCAUAUUCGACACGUACUCAUUUACGAGUUCGAAUCUGGCCAUCCCGCUGCUGAAGCCCAUCGAAACUUAGGUCACGUAUUCAGCACUGAAGCCCCUUUUGAGCGGUAUGUCGCGCCUGGUUCCAACGCUUUAAAGCCGGAAACAAGAAGCUCGAAGAUGAGCCUCGCUCUGUAUUUUGCUGCCAGUCUUGGCUGUUCGCUGUUCACCGUGAGCAAUGGACUGCGAUCUCUCGGAAUGGUAAAAGCUCGAAGCCGCAGAUUCGACUGGCUGGACGCCACUGUCAUCGGAGAUGAAAAGUGGGUCCUUUACGUCAGCCACACCGACAAACGUGCGUGGUGCACUGGCGAUGAAAUGCUGGAUCCUUUCGUGAAAGGUGAAAUUUAUAAGAAGGUCAUGCUGAGGGUCUGGUGGGGAGUUCAUGGAAUCAACCGUUUCGAACUGCUGCCGGACAACACGGCAGUUACUGCCGAGGUCUACUGCGCUCAACUAAAAAAAGAAAAAGACUGGCCUACAAGAUCCGCAAAGAGAACCCGAAGCUCGAUAACGUUCGCCUGCUGCACGGUAACGUGCGCCUUCACACCGUACCUGGAGCCCGGACCUGGCCUGGACCGGCUACCACCCCCUCCGAUCGCUUCAGCAUCACCUGAAAGCGAAGCGCUACGAUGA
Necator americanus (New World hookworm) is the source of this 684-nucleotide messenger RNA. RefSeq lists its product as uncharacterized. Bases 1 to 684 code for a protein of 227 amino acids. Lineage: Eukaryota; Metazoa; Nematoda; Chromadorea; Rhabditida; Ancylostomatidae. Gene Ontology annotation, molecular function: nucleic acid binding. The transcript has 3 exons. The record is from RefSeq and is a predicted model, not a curated record.